AUUAACUCUUUUAUUUAUGGUGGACAUCUUUGAACGAAUCAAAUUUAACAGUUGUUUAGGUUAGAGCACGAGUAUUUCCUUUAAUAAAAUAAUAUUAAUUAUUGAAAUAGAGACAGGUAGUUAUUAUUAAGGUAAAAUGGCAAAAAGUAUUAGAAGCAAAUGGAAGAGAAAAUGUAGGGCAAUAAAAAGGGAAAGAUAUGGAAAAAAAGAAUUAGAACGUUUGAAGAAAGCUUUAGGAUUUGCCAACGAACAAAGCGGUAGUACAGAUACAAAUGUCAAAGAUAUAUCAGAAAUUGUGACAAUUACAUCUGCACAGGAAAUUAAAGACAAAGGGAAAGCUAAGACACAAAACGUUAUGGGAGACAUGGAAGUGGAAGAGAUAAAAAGUAAAUUUAAUACAAAAACAUUAAGGGAUGAACACGGAGCUUAUCCAGUUUGGUUACAUCCACGAAAAAUAAGGAAAGCUAGCAAAAAGGCAAAAAAGUCAAAGGCCAAAGUUAAUAAGAAGAACAAGUGAUUUUGUAUAAUUUAUUGUUGCAAAUUUGUUAAUAGUGCAUAAUGUGGUGGAAAUAAAAAUGUAAUGUGUGAGGGUAAUUUUUGCAUACAAAUGUCUGUAAUUUUUUCCAUUUUACAUUAAACUUUGUAUGAAAUCUA
Molecule: messenger RNA, 654 nt
Organism: Anoplophora glabripennis (Asian longhorned beetle)
Lineage: Eukaryota; Metazoa; Arthropoda; Insecta; Coleoptera; Cerambycidae
Product: protein LLP
Exons: 2
Coding region: 137-517 (126 amino acids)
Biological process (GO): dendrite extension
Cellular component (GO): nucleolus
Molecular function (GO): RNA binding
Source: RefSeq, a predicted model, not a curated record